This is a messenger RNA of Penicillium riverlandense, 1662 nucleotides long. RefSeq names its product putative MFS allantoate transporter. Gene Ontology annotation, cellular component: membrane. The transcript is spliced from 8 exons. Gene Ontology annotation, molecular function: transmembrane transporter activity. Gene Ontology annotation, biological process: transmembrane transport. The record is from RefSeq and is a predicted model, not a curated record. Lineage: Eukaryota; Fungi; Ascomycota; Eurotiomycetes; Eurotiales; Aspergillaceae. Bases 1 to 1662 code for a protein of 553 amino acids.
AUGGCGGACAACGUCACAGAGAACCUCUCCAAGGGAGACACCGUCGAUGUUCCAACCAUCCACCACUCUGAAAGCAAUCAAGCUAGGUCGAGAUGGAAGUCCGUCAAAGCUAUCGACGGUGACACAGCCAUGGCACUUUUUGAUGACCCAGAUGAGUUGCAUGAGGAGAUCGACCCCGCUGAAGCAAGGAAGGUACUUUGGAAGAUUGACUUUAUGGUCCUACCCUAUCUGGCCGUUUGCUAUGCGUUUUUUUACAUUGAUAAGACAACGUUGAGCUAUGCGGCCAUUUUCGGCAUUGAGGAAGAUCUACAACUGCAUGGGACGCAGUACAACUGGCUCAGCAGUCUUUUCUACUUUGGUUUUUUGGCUUGGGCAUUUCCUACCAAUUUCCUGCUGCAGAGGCUUCCGAUUGGAAAAUAUCUAGGUGUCAACAUCUUUAUGUGGGGCGUUUUUCUCAUGAUCCAAGCAGCAUGCAACAGCUUCCGGACCCUCGCCGUCCUCCGAGCCCUAGGGGGAGCCGCAGAAGCGUGCUCCGACCCGGGCUUUAUGUUGAUCACGAGCAUGUGGUACACACGACGCGAACAGCCCGUGCGGUUGGGACUCUGGUACACAGCAAACGGGUUUGGAAUUGCUCUCGGUGGGCUGUUGGGCUAUGGAAUUGGCCAUAUCCGGGGUGCCUUGCCUUCGUGGAAAUACGAAUUUCUCAUCAUUGGUGCCCUUUGUGCUACUUGGGGCAUUGUGAUGUUCAUUUUUCUUCCCGACUCGCCGGUCACGGCAAAAGGUCUCAGCAAGGCGCAGCGUCGAAUUGCUGUUGACCGGUUGAGAGCGAAUCAGACCGGUGUUGAGAAUAAGCACUUGAAGCCAUAUCAGACUCUCGAGGCAUUCAAAGAUUAUAAGCUCUACAUGUUCUUUGUUUUGGGGAUUGUUUGCAAUGUCCCCAAUGGAGGUAUUUCCAAUUUCGGAACCAUCAUCAUCGAAGGCUUCGGAUUCUCAACCUUGGUCACCACUCUUAUGCAGAUUCCAUACGGCAUCAUCAUUGCACUGUCAAUUCUCACAUGUGUUUUCCUCAAUGACCGCUUCGAAAACCGACGUGUUAUCUUCGUGCUUAUAUUCCUUUGUCCAAACAUUGCGGGAGCCUUCGGUCUCCGCUUCGUACCGUUGGAUCAACGUGUUGGUCGACUGAUCUGCUACUAUCUGACGGGACCGUAUAAUGCGGCAUUUGUGUUGGUCUUGAGUAUGCAGAUUGCCAAUACAGCUGGUGUGUACUUCAUUCCACUUGACUAUACUCUUCCAAACAUUCUUCUAAAGCUCUUUCAUAUAGGUCACACCAAGAAGGUCGUCACCAACGCCGUCCUCUUCCUGGGAUAUUGCACGGGCAAUAUCGCCGGUCCAUUCUUCUAUAAAGAUGACCAGAAACCGACCUAUUCGCUCGGUAUCUGGUCGAUGAUCGUCUCACAUCUCAUCGAAGCUUGCCUGAUCACGACGCUCGGACUUCUGCUCCGCUGGGAGAACAAGAAGCGUGACCGCAUUCAGUCUCAGAUGGAGGGUGGCCUCGAAGGACGAGAUUUGGAUUCGACGGCGUUUUUGGAUCUGACGGAUCGUGAGAACCUCAAGUAUGUUAUCUCUUCCGGGCCGUUGUUUUGGUUUGGUGGGUUACGCUGA